This is a messenger RNA of Crotalus tigris (Tiger rattlesnake), 8798 nucleotides long. RefSeq lists its product as uncharacterized. Gene Ontology annotation, biological process: regulation of DNA-templated transcription. Lineage: Eukaryota; Metazoa; Chordata; Lepidosauria; Squamata; Viperidae. The record is from RefSeq and is a predicted model, not a curated record.
UGCCUGAGCAGGGGGUUGGAGUAGAUGACCUCCAAGGUCCCUUCUAACUUCAUCAUCAUUAUUAAAAAUACAAAUAUAUAUAGCAAUAAAAUAAUAUAUCUGAAAUAACAAAAAUAAAAAAUCAUUAAAGGGACAAUCAAACUACUGUACAAAUACAUAAUUUCACCCAAACCCACGUUGUAACAACCAGAGUUAAAUUGGGUCUGGAAGCAAAUUGUGACUGAAAGACUGUUUCCUAUUUACAAACUACCUGUAACGCUUGACCAGACAGAGAAUAGCCUCCCACAACAAAUUUUUAAAUUCAGGGGUGGGUAUAAGAACCACGUUUGCAACUUUUUAUUCUGAGUUCACUACUAGUCUUUUAGCAGAAGAUUUAAAGUGAGCACAAUGAUUUGAUUUUCAAAGAACUUUGGAUGUUAAAUAAUAAAUCAUAGAUAUUUUUAUAUGGUAAAUUCAAUGCCUAAUGGAAAAAAGUAUAAUUCCUGUGUAAAACAUACACAAAUUUCUACUCUGAGAAGUCUAUUUAGUUAUCAUAUGGAAUUAGAGAUUUCUUUUAGCUUAGUUCCUGAUCUUUGGUUACAUAGAUUCUUGAUGAAUUGAUUACAGGCCAUCAAAUGGGUAAGAUUUUCUCCAAGAUAAUCUCUUCUUUCACGAAAUCCAGAGGAUUAGUAUUUAAACAGAGACAUGAAGAACGAAGGGAUCGGCGCCAGCUCCGUUAAACCGAAUCCCUCAGUCCUCUACGCUCCCUUCUGCUCUAGCAACCCAGCAAACGAAGCGCCGGGAGAAACGCUUUACGCCUAGAGAGCAAGUCCCGUCUCCAGGAAGGGAGCAUGGAGGGAAGGAAGCUCUCUGCUCCAGCCAUCCUGCCGAAAUCCAGGGCGAGGCAGAGGGCGAGGCUUCCCCUCGUUCGCAGCCCCGGAUCCAACCUGCCUUUCCCUCCCGGAUUUCCAUCCUGCUUCAGUCUCUGCAUCUGACGGAGGCUGCUGCACUCACGAAGCUCUCCUUUUGCAAGGAAAGGUGUCAGCUGGAAAAGGAGCUACCAGGCGCCUUCCGACGUUCAGCCCCCGAUCCGCUGGACCCAGAGACUAAGGAGAGCCCCACCUUUUAGCGGAGCCUCCCCGACUUCCAUGCAGGGUGCAAGACCUAGGCAGGUGAAAGCGGGCGAUGAAGAGGGGCGACGCCGAGAUCAUCGGUCCUUUACCAGCAUCGCUGUCCCAGCUUCCGCCACUCUCUGCGAGCCCCGCCCUCCUCCGAAGAAGAGCAGUGGCGUAGAAAUUCCGGGAGGUCGGAAAAGGAAGGUCCCCUUUGAUUCUCUAACUACUAGGUCCCCUCUAGGAAGCACAUAUCUCUCGUUCUGGCUCCUUCUUGAGGCACGCGAGUCCAGGAGCGUUCAGGAAAUUGGCGGGAAGGAUUUGCUGUUGCUCUCCUCAGGCGGGUAAAGCCCGAGUGAGCGGAGACCCAUUUCUGCCCUCCUGCCAACCGGAGAAGGGGUUUCGGAGGGGCUGGGGGACAUUUGGGACUUCCUCGGGCUCCUUUUGGCUGCCCUCGAGCAGGAGAGCCGAUGGAGGCCCAGGGAUCUCCAGGGAUGGAGGCCGCCCUCAGCCCAGAGAUCCACCGCCGGCGUUUCCGCGGUCUCGACGGCUGCCGCCAGGAGGCCGAGGGGCCCCGGGAGCUUUGCAGCCGCCUGCACCGCCUGUGCCGCCAGUGGCUGCGGCCGGAGAGGAGCAGCAACGGGGAGAUGCUGGACCUGGUGGUGCUGGAGCAGCUGCUGGCCCUGCUGCCCGCGGAGAUGGCGAGCUGGGUGAGGGAGUGCGGAGCCGAGAGCUGUUCGCAGGCGGUGGCCCUGGCCGAAGGCUUCCUCCUCAGCCAAGCCCAGCGGGAAGAGCCGGGAAAGGGGCAGGAGCCGUUCACAGAGAUUUCAGCAGAGCUCCGGGGCAGAGGAGAUCCAUUCCCCUCUAUUCAGGAGCUGUUUUUCUGGAGGAUCCAAUUCUGGCCACUUUGCCAGAGCUCUGAUCCCUUUGAGGAGGUGACUGUGGACUUCACAGAUGAGGAGUGGAGGCUGCUAGAUUCUGGCCAGAAGGCCUUGUGCAGAGAAGUCAUGCAGGAGUUUUCUAGGAAUAAGGCUGCUCUGGAUGGUGUGUCUCUGAAUGAGAACGAUAAGGAGACAAGGUUAAAUCUACGUGAAAUAAAGAAGAAUGAUGUAAAAGUAAUCCUUGGCCAUCAGAGGGACACGAAAAGUUUAAAGAGAAAACAGCCAGAAGAUGGAGGGGAAAAGUCAUCCGCUGCUCUUGGUAUUUGUGGCUUCCUAUCCCAGCAAGAUCAGAAAGAAAUGAGAAAAGGAAAACAUAGAAAAAAAGAAAACAUGAAUUUGAAUUACAUAACUAUGGCAGAAUCCACACUAAAAAAAACCUGCAUGCCUCUAGACACUAUGGAGAAUAACACCUUCACUUCUACUCCACCAGAGAAACUGUACUGGAAAUGCAAACCACAUACAUCUGUAAAAACUGGAGGGGAUUCCAGUCUGAGUAGAAAGAGGAAAGUCUGCAUGCAGUGUGGAAAGAAUUUCAGUAACAACAGUAAUCUUAUUUGCCACCAAAGGAUCCACACAGGGGAGAGACCAUAUAAAUGCAUGGAAUGUGGAAAGACCUUUACCCAGAAAGGAGAUCUUAAUCGUCACAAAAGGAUCCACACUGGGGACAGACCUUAUAAAUGCACGGAAUGUGGAAAGAGUUUCAUUAGCAACAGUAAUCGUAUUUGUCACCAAAGGAACCACACCGGGGAGCGACCAUAUAAAUGUACGGAAUGUGGAAAGACCUUUACCCGGAAAGCAUAUCUUCAUCUUCAUGAAAGGAUACACAAUGGGGAGAGAACAUAUAAAUGCAUGGAAUGUGGAAAGAGCUUUAUUCAGAAAGAAAAACUUAAUCACCAUAAAAAGAUCCACAUAGAGGAGAGAUCUUAUAAAUGCAUGGAAUGUGGAAAGAGCUUUAUUCAGAAAGGAAAUCUUAAUCGUCACAAAAGGAUCCACACUGGGGACAGACCUUAUAAAUGCAUGGAAUGUGGAAAGAGCUUUACCCAGAAAGGAGAUCUUAAUUGUCACAAUAGGAUCCACACUGGGGACAGACCGUACAAAUGCACGGAAUGUGGAAAGAGCUUUACCCGGAAAGGAGAUCUUAAUCAUCACAAAAGGAUCCACACUGGGGACAGAGCAUAUAAAUGCACAGAAUGCGGAAUGACCUUUACCUGGAAAGGAGAUCUUAAUCAUCACAAAAGGAUCCAUACUGGGGACAGACUUUAUAAAUGCAUGGAAUGUGGAAAGAGCUUCAUUAGCAACAGUCAUCUUACUUGCCACCAAAGGACUCACAGUGGGAAGUGACCAUAUAAGUGGAUAGAUGGAAAAAGCUAUACUGAGAAAGCUCAUCUUAAUUGUCAUCAAAGGAUCCACACUGGGGAUAGACCCAACCCGCCAAAAGAAUCACCGGGAGAAACGCUUUACGCCUCGAGAGCAACGGAGACCCACUUCUGCCUUCCUGCAAACCGGAGAAGGCGUUUCGGACCGUCUCGGUCUUCUUUUGGUUGCCCUCGAGCAGGAGACCCGACGGAGGCCCAGGGAUCUCCAGGGAUGGAGGCCGCCCUCAGCCCAGAGAUCCUCCGCCGGCGCUUCCGCGGUCUCGACGGCUGCCGCCAGGAGGCCAAGGGGCCCCGGGAGCUUUGCAGCCGCCUGCACCGCCUGUGCCGCCAGUGGCUGCGGCCGGAGAGGAGCAGCAAAGGGGAGAUGCUGGACCUGGUGGUGCUGGAGCAGCUGCUGGCCCUGUUGCCCGCGGAGAUGGCGAGCUGGGUGAGGGAGUGCGGAGCCGAGAGCUGUUCGCAGGCGGUGGCCCUGGCCGAAGGCUUCCUCCUCAGCCAAGCCCAGCGGGAAGAGCCGGGAAAGGGGCAGGAGCUGUUCACAGAGGAGAUCUCAGCUGAGCUCCGCGGCAGAGGAGAUCGAUCCAGUUCUAUUCAGGAGCUGUUUUUCAGGAGGGCCCAAUUCUGGCCACUUUACCAGAGCUCUGAUUCCUUUAAGGAGAUGACUGUGAACUUCACGGAUGAGGAGUGGAGGCUGCUAGAUUCUGGCCAGAAGGCCUUCUGCAGAAAAGUCAUGCUGGAGAUUGCUGGGAAUAUGGUUGUUCUGGAUGAUAUAUCUGUGAAUGAGAACAGCAAGCAGGGAAGGUUAAAUCUACUCCAAAUAGUGAAGAAUGAAUUACAAGUACAAACCCUAGGCCAUCAAAGUGACACCAAAAGGCUAAAGAGAAACAAGCCAGAAGAUGGUAUGGAGAAGUCAUCCUCUUCUCUUCCUGUUGGUAUUUGUGGCUUCCUAUCCCAGCAAGAUCAGAGGGAAAUGAGAAAUUGUGGGGGGGAUUCCAGUCUGAGCAAAAAGAGGAAUUUGUGCAUGCAGUGUGGAAAGUGUUUCUCUAGCAAAGGUAAUUUUAAUCGCCACCAAAAAAUCCACACUGGGGAGAGACCAUAUAAAUGCAUGGAAUGUGGAAUGACCUUUACUAGGAAUGGAAAUCUUAAACGUCACGAAGUGAUGCACUCCGGAAAGAGACCAUAUAAAUGCAUGGAAUGUGGAAAGAACUUUACCCGAAAAGGAUGUCUUAAUCUUCAUAAAAGGACGCACACUGGAGAGAGAUCAUAUGAAUGCAUGGAAUGUGGAAAGACCUUUAUCCAGAAAGGACAUUUUAGUCUUCAUCAAAGGAUCCAUACUGGAAAGAGACUGUAUAAAUGCACAGAAUGUGGAAAGAGUUUCAUUUGCAACAAUAAACUUAAUCGCCACCAAAAGAUUCACAUCAUAGAGAGACCACAUAAAUGCAUGAAAUGUGGAAUGACCUUUACAUGGAAAGAACAUCUUAAUCUCCACCAAAAGAUCCACACAGGGGAGAUACCAUAUAAAUGCAUGGAAUGUGAAAAGACCUUUAUCCAGAAAGUACAUCUUAAUCUUCAUCAAAGGAUCCAUACUGGGGAGAGACCAUAUAAAUGCACGAAAUGUGGAAUGACCUUUACCAGGAAUGGAAAUCUUAAUCGUCACGAAAAGAUACACUCUGGGGAAAGACCAUAUAAAUGCACAGAAUGUGGAAAGAGCUUCAUUAGCAAAAAUAGACUUAAUCGCCACCAAAAGAUUCACACUGGGGAGCAAUCAUAUAAAUGCAUGGAAUGUGGAAAGAUCUUUAUCAGAAAAGGAUAUCUUAAUGUUCAUAAAAGGAUGCACACUCGAGAGAAAUCAUAUAAAUGCAUGGAAUGUGGAAGGACCUUUAUCCAGAAAGGAAAACUUAAUCUUCAUCAAAGGAUCCAUACUGGGGAGAGGCCAUAUAAAUGCAUGAAAUGUGGAAUGACCUUUACCAGGAAUGGAAAUCUUAAUCGCCACCAAAAGAUUCACACUGGGGAGCAAUCAUAUAAAUGCAUGGAAUGUGGAAAGAUCUUUAUCAGAAAAGGAUAUCUUAAACUUCAUAAAAGGAUGCACACUGGAGAGAGAUCAUAUAAAUGCAUGGAAUGUGGAAAGAUCUUUAUCCGAAAAGGAUAUCUUAAACUUCAUAAAAGGAUGCACCCUGGAGAGAGAUCAUAUAAAUGCAUGGAAUGUGGAAAGACCUUUAUCCAUAAAGGAAAACUUAAUCUUCAUCAAAGGAUCCAUACUGGGGAGAGACCAUAUAAAUGCAUGAAAUGUGGAAUGACCUUUACCAGGAGUGGAAAUCUUAAUCGUCACGAAAAGAUGCACUCUGGGGAGAGACCAUAUAAAUGCACAGAGUGUGCAAAGAGUUUCAUUAGCAAGAAUAGACUUAACCUCCACCAAAAGAUUCACACUGGGGAGCAAUCAUAUAAAUGCAUGGAAUGUGGAAAGAUCUUUGCCCGAAUAGAAUAUCUUAAACUUCAUAAAAGAAUGCACACUGGAGAGAGAACAUACAAUUUCAUGGAAUGUGGAAAGAACUUUACUCAAAAAGAAAAACUUAAUCGUCAUGAACCACAGGACUCUUAUCAGGGUUUUUUCCCCAAAGUUUCCAACCUCUUGUCAGAGUGGCAUCCACACAGGAUAAAAUUGGAAAUACCUGAGAAGUGGAACAACAUCCACUCUGUGGAGAAACGUUAUAAAUGCUCAGAAUCUGGAGUUUUAUUCGAAAAGAAGAAAAAUUCUCAUGAAAGGAUCCACACAGAGGAUAAACCAUAUACAUGCCUGGAAAUAUCCUUACAGGAGAAACCAUACAAAAGCCUGGAGUGUGGAAAGAGCUUUUUUGCUAAAAGCGCCCUUACUGAUCACCAGUGUCCACAUGAAAGAAACCAUAUAUAUGCACAGAAGGAGAUUCAUUUCUGCCCUCCUGCAAACCGGAGAAGGGGCUGCGGAGGGGCUGGGGGACAUUUGGGACUCUCUCGGGCUCCUUUUGGCUGCCCUCGAGCAGGAGACCCGACGGAGGCCCAGGGAUCUCCAGGGAUGGAGGCCGCCCUCAGCCCAGAGAUCCACCGCCGGCGCUUCCGCGGUCUCGACGGCUGCCGCCAGGAAGCCGAGGGGCCCCGGGAGCUUUGCAGCCGCCUGCACCGCCUGUGCCGCCAGUGGCUGCGGCCGGAGAGGAGCAGCAAAGGGGAGAUGCUGGACCUGGUGGUGCUGGAGCAGCUGCUGGCCCUGCUGCCCGCGGAGAUGGCGAGCUGGGUGAGGGAGUGCGGAGCCGAGAGCUGUUCGCAGGCGGUGGCCCUGGCCGAAGGCUUCCUCCUCAGCCAAGCCCAGCGGGAAGAGCCGGGAAAGGGGCAGGAGCCGUUCACAGAGGAGAUUUCAGCAGAGCUCCGGGGCAGAGGAGAUCAAUCCAGCUCUACUCAGGAGCUGUUUUUCAGGAGGACCCAAUUCUGGCCACCUUGCCAGAGCUCUGAUUUCUUUAUGGGGGUGACUAUGGACUUCACGGAUGAGGAAUGGAAGCUGCUAGAUUCUGGCCAGAAGGCCUUGUGCAGAGAAGUCAUGCAGGAGUUUUCUAGGAAUAUGGCUGCUCUGGAUGAUGUUUCAGUGAAUGAGAACAGCAAGCAAACAAGGUUAAAUCUACUUCAAAUAGAAAAGAAUGAAUUAAAAGUACUAACGCUUGGGCAUCAGAGAGACACCAAAAGGCUAAAGAGAAAACAGCCAGAAGAUGGAGUGGAGAAGUCAUCCACUUCUCUUGGUGUUUGUGGCUUCCUAUCCCAGCAAGAUCAGAAAGAAAUGGGAGAAGGAAAAUAUAGAAAAAAAGAAAACAUGAAUUUGAAAUACAUAACUAUGGUGGAAACCAGACCAAAGAAAAACUGCAUGCCUGUAGAUACUAUGGAGAAUAACUCCUUCGCUCCUGCUUCACCAAAGAAAUUAUAUUGGAAAUGCAAACCACAUACCUCUGUAAAAUCUUUGGUGGAUUCCAGUCUGAGCAGAAAGAGGAGCCUCUGCAUACAGUGUGGAAAGAGUUUCAGUAGGAAAACUAAUCUUAAUCGCCACCAAAAGAUCCACACUGGGGAGACACCAUAUAAAUGUAUGGAAUGUGGAAAGAUCUUUACCUGGAAAGAAGGUCUUCAACUUCAUGAAAGGAUCCACACUGCAGACAGGCCAUAUAAAUGUACCCAAUGUGCAAAGAGUUUCAUUCGCAAGAGUAAUCUUAUUUGCCACCAAAGGAUCCACACUGGGGAGCGACCCUAUAAAUGCAUGGAAUGUGGAAAGACUUUUAUCCAGAAAGCAAUACUUAGUCGUCACAAAAGGAUCCACACUGGGGAGAGACCCUAUAAAUGCAUGGAAUGUGGAAAGACCUUUACCCAGAAAGGACAACUUAAUGAUCACGAAAGCAUCCACACUGGGGAGAGACCAUAUAAAUGCAUGGCAUGUGAAAAAACCUUUAUCCGGGAAAGACAACUUAAUCAUCACAAAAGGAUUCACACUGGGGAAAGACCAUAUAAAUGCAUGGAAUGUGGAAAGAUCUUUACCUGGAAAAAUAGUCUUAAACUUCAUGAAAGGAUCCACACUGGGGACAGGCCUCAUAAAUGCACCCAAUGUGCAAAGAGUUUCAUUAGCAAGAGUAGUCUUAUUUGCCACCAAAGGAUCCACACUGGGGAGCAACCUUAUAAAUGUAUGGAAUGUGGAAAGACCUUUACCCGGAAAGGACAUCUUAAUAAUCACAAAAGGAUCCACACUGGGGAGAGACCAUAUAAAUGUAUGGAAUGUGGAAAAUUCUUUACCUGGAAAAAUAGUCUUAAAGUUCAUAAAAGGAUCCACACUGGGGAGAGACCGUAUAAAUGCAUGGAAUGUGGAAAGUGCUUUCUUGAGAAAGGACAUUUUAGUGUUCAUCAAAGGAUCCAUACUCGGGGGAGACCGUAUAAAUGCAUGGACUGUGGAAAGACCUUUACCCAGAAAGGAGAGAUGAAUCGUCAUGAAAGGAUCCAUACUGGGGAGAGACCGUAUAAAUGUACAGAAUGUGGAAAGAGUUUCAUUAGCAACAGGACCAAAAGAGAGAGACCACAUAAAUGCAUGACGUGUGGAAAAACCUUUACCCAGAAAGGACAUCUUAAUGAUCACGAAAGGAUCCACACUGGGGAGAGACCAUAUAAAUGCAUGGAAUGUGGAAAGACCUUUAUCAAGAAAGGAGAUAUUAAUCGUCAUGAAAGGAUCCAUACUGGGGACAGACCAUAUAAAUGCAUGGAAUGUGGAAAAAGUUAUAUUAGGAACAGUCAUCUUAUUUGCCACCAAAGAACUCAGAGUGGGAAGCAACCAUACAAGUGCAUAGACUGGUCACCAAAGUAUCCACAGGGAAACCACCCGACAAAUGUAUAGAGUGGUG